Stomoxys calcitrans (stable fly) is the source of this 1572-nucleotide messenger RNA. Its product is annotated as putative serine protease K12H4.7. The coding region runs from base 1 to 1464 and encodes 487 amino acids. The record is from RefSeq and is a predicted model, not a curated record. Gene Ontology annotation, biological process: proteolysis. NCBI's taxonomy places the organism in Eukaryota, Metazoa, Arthropoda, Insecta, Diptera, Muscidae. The transcript is spliced from 5 exons. Gene Ontology annotation, molecular function: serine-type exopeptidase activity; dipeptidyl-peptidase activity.
AUGAAGUUGAGCGGGUUGUUAGUAAGCAUUCUAGCAUUGACCAUUGGAUUGAGUGGAGCAUUGAAGAUCCCAACAAAGGAUAAUGUAAAUUCCAACGAUGUACCCGUAUUCGUGAAAUCCUUGAAAAAAUUAUAUCAAGGACCUCCAAAGCAACAUGUAACUACAAGGGCAGAAGUCACAACUGAUUGGAUAACUCAAAAAUUGGAUCAUUUCGAUAGUGCGGAAGCCAGAACAUGGAAAAUGCGCUACAUGAUCAAUGAUGAGCACUUCAAACCUGGAGGUCCCAUGUUCAUUUUUGUGGGCGGUGAAUGGGACAUUGAUGCAAGUAAAAUAUCCGUUGGACAUUUUGUUGAUUUGGCCAAGGAGCACAAUGGCAUACUUUUCUAUACUGAACAUCGUUAUUAUGGAGAAAGCAAACCCACUUCAGAUCUUUUGGUGGAAAACCUUAAAUAUUUGAAUGUCAAGCAAGCCUUGGCCGACUUGGCCCAUUUCGUCGAAUACCAAAGGGAAACUGUGGCUGAUCUGGCCAACUCCAAGGUUAUAAUGGCAGGUGGUUCUUAUUCAGCCACCAUGGUGGUAUGGUUUAAGAAGCUCUAUCCUCAUCUCUUGAAUGGUGGUUGGGCUUCAUCGGCCCCCUUAUUGGCCAAAUUGAAUUUCCACGAAUACAUGGAGGUGGCGGGCAAAUCUUGGCGUCUUCUAGGUGGCGAACAUUGCUACCAGCGCAUUCAAAAUGGCAUUGUCCAACUGGAACAAAUGAUAAAGGGCAAACAAUCCGCCGAAGUCAAGGCCAUGUUGAAAUUAUGCAAUAACUUUGAUACCCGCAAUGAUUUGGAUUUAUGGACCUUGUUCAGUACAUAUGGUUAUGUCUUAGGGGGAACAGCUCAAUACCAAAGAGAUAAUGACCUUGAAGUAUAUUGUGACUAUUUGAUGAGUUUUGAAGAUGAUCUCAGUGCUAUGACUAGCCUUUGGCUAAUGAUGUUCCAAAUCUCAAGUGGCUGUGUUGAUUCCACCUACAAGACUACAUUGGCAUUUUAUGCAGAUACCACCUACGCCAGUGAAUGGGCUCGUCCUUGGUAUUAUCAGACCUGCAAUGAAUAUGGUUGGUAUCAGACUUCGGCAUCUCGCAACCAACCCUUUGGCAGCAGCUUUCCCCUGGACCUCUCCACCACCUUGUGUCGUGAUGCCUAUGGUCCCAAAUACUCCAAUUCAUUUAUUCAAGAAUUGAUUGAGGACACCAAUGACUUCUUUGGUGGCAUGAAUCCCCAAGUGGAAAAUGUCUAUAUAACCCAUGGCGAUUUGGAUCCUUGGAGUCCUAUGGGUCAUGGCCAACUAGAGGGUGCAACUAUGUUGCCCAAUGCUUCUCAUUGUGCAGACUUUGGUUCAAUUAGUCCAAUGGAUAGCCCUGAAAUGCGCCAAUCAAAAGAACGUUUGGGAGAAUUGGUUCGGGAGUGGUUAGCUGAUUAAAAAAAAUCGAAAAGAAUAAUGUAUAGACACAAAUGCGAUUCGUAAAAAAUGGUAAAAUAAAUUGCAAACAUAAACUGUUCCAAAAAUAGGUACCAAUAAAAUUUAGAA